AUAUCGUAACCUCGUGAUUUCAGUUUCCUCUUGAGGAUUUUAGCCGUUUUUAAAAAGGAAACGAACCUCCUAAUCAUGUCUCGAAUUGGCAUUUUCUUACGCGAAUACGCUUCCGUGUAGUCCAAGAAACGAUCGAAACCGCCGACGGAGAAGCCGCCUUCGACAGGAAUGCCCGCGCCUCAAAUCGAGAACCACGACGAAUUUCCGUCCUUGAGUGAGGCUCUACCGGGAAAAAGAAGUGCGACUCCUGCACCGGAUUCAUCGAAAAUGCCCGAGAGAGAGGUCUUGGCAGAGGAAGCCGUCUGCGUCGAUGGCACUACCUACUAUAUCCAAGCCGGCGCGGCCCUGUGUGGAAUUCCCGACGCAAUAUCGCCGAUCGCUCUUGGCUCGUCAUAUACAACACAGAAGGAAACGUCGGGUCAUAGACAGUUCCCUGGCAGGGCGUACUCCCUGUACGAAGGGAAUCUCGAGUAUCCCACGGUAUUCCUUCCCAAGAACCUCCGUCAGGCCGUAUACGAACGUCUGGACGAGUACCGUUCGUAUUUGUUCUUGCCGGAUCAGCAGACCUGGACGCUUUGCGAUAACUUCCAGAUUUACGGGAGCAUGGAAAAGCAAAGCGGAUUAGUCCACGGCAAGAAGAACCUGGUGUACAUAUCGAGGCACCGCGAAAACGGAGACUUCUACAUAAUUCGUCGAUUGAUCGAUUUCGUUCUGAGGAACCAGAGAGCUGUCAACAUCGCCAGCAAAUGGCAAACUAUCGACCACCCGAACGUGGUCCGCUUACAUUCCGUCACGACGACCCGGGCUUUUACCGAUCAGUCCGUGCUCUUCGCUUACGAUUUUUAUCCAAAUGCUAUGACUUUGGAAGCAUUCGUUCAAAACGAGAGUUCCCUACUCACGCGGGCUUAUCUGCGAGAAUCUUGGAAGAGAAGCGCGUCUUGA
Galendromus occidentalis (western predatory mite) is the source of this 942-nucleotide messenger RNA. RefSeq names its product PAN2-PAN3 deadenylation complex subunit PAN3. Gene Ontology annotation, biological process: nuclear-transcribed mRNA poly(A) tail shortening; mRNA processing. The record is from RefSeq and is a predicted model, not a curated record. Lineage: Eukaryota; Metazoa; Arthropoda; Arachnida; Mesostigmata; Phytoseiidae. The transcript has 8 exons. Gene Ontology annotation, cellular component: PAN complex; P-body. Gene Ontology annotation, molecular function: poly(A) binding. Bases 169 to 942 code for a protein of 257 amino acids.